AUGUAUCGACGAUAUUUUGGCUUAACACCACCAAAUCUUCGACUGUGCAAUCCACGAUCACUUGAAGAUUAUAUUGAUUGGUACAUUAAUGUAUACAUGGAAGAAGAACUUCCAUGGCAAUGGAUCAAUGUUGGUAAUCCAGCAGAAAGGGUCAGACAAGGUGAAGAAGAAGCCCAAGAAGAAGCAGAAAAAUUAGCUAUUAACUCUUCGACUUCUCAUCAUACAAAAAAUAAAUGA
Rotaria sordida is the source of this 237-nucleotide messenger RNA. NCBI's taxonomy places the organism in Eukaryota, Metazoa, Rotifera, Eurotatoria, Philodinida, Philodinidae. The record is from the annotation of a GenBank genome assembly.